Messenger RNA from Chondrus crispus (carragheen), 240 nucleotides. RefSeq lists its product as hypothetical. The record is from RefSeq and is a predicted model, not a curated record. The transcript has a single exon. NCBI's taxonomy places the organism in Eukaryota, Rhodophyta, Florideophyceae, Gigartinales, Gigartinaceae. The coding region runs from base 1 to 240 and encodes 79 amino acids.
AUGCCCGACACCAGUCCUUUCCGAGUCGAGGGUUCUCACACUGGGAUUGCGUCCUGCGCUUACCAGCAUGGUGUCAAACAGAUUCCCGACGGGCUUGAAAUCCUUCUCCUCUUUCCGUAUGAUCAGCUCCUAACACACCUCCGUUGGUGCGUCCGAUCUUCCCGGCUGGUCGGUCCCGACUCGCGCCAGGCGUGGGGAGGGAGGGAAUGGGAUAGCGUCGUGACGGAACAGAGAGCGUAG